AGCACACUAGACAAUGAUGAAGCUGUACAUUCGUCUCACGCCAGCAUUAAACCAUUUCCACUUUUUUUUUUUUUUUAACACAUUGGUUCUGUGAAGUUUCCACAGUGAGAAGUAGUUACAAAGUUGUAUUUGACUGUUUGUGAAAUUUGAAUUUCACUUUCAGAUUUGAAUGUACUUUGUUUUUUAAUUAUUAUUAUUAUUUUUUUAAUCAGACUCUAAAUUCGUGCUUUUAGAGUUUCUAAUCCAUCAAGUUUUUCAUCCAUCCCUUUCAACACUAUCAAUCCAGGUCUAUUGUCAAGGUCUCCCACAGCUUUCUACUUAUUCAAGUCUUACUCAUUUUAGGCACAUUUAGGCACAUUUUAGCAGUCUUUCACCUGAAAGACUGGGAAGCACAGCAGUGUAAUAUAAUAACAAAUUCUGAUCGUGCAUGUUACUGGGCAGAGCCCACCCAAGCACUUAACCCACCCAUGUCAAAAUUCUAAAUUUAUAUUUAAAUUUAAAUGCAUAAACACAGACAUAACGCCUCUGAUGUCGAAACCUAUUAACACAUGCAAUACAUAUUAUAUACAAAUCGGCCCAUCUGAGGGUUCCAGUUGUAACAUUGGUAAUUAACAUUUCAAUAUCUUCAAACUGGUUAUUAAUCAUGCAACAGGCAGUAUCCAAUUGGAAAAGCAUAGACCAUGGGGACCUCUCUGAUGUAUCGAACGUUUAUCCCAACCUUGACAUAUUCUAACCAAUUUCACUGCACGCAAGUAAUCUGUAGCAUCCUUUUAAAACAUAUUUGAAUAAUAUACAGCUGAGGAUAUGAUGCGUAGCAUAUUAUUUCUGCAUUGCGUUUUCUCUUCAGCUUCAGGCUCCCUUCCACUGCAGCUGAAGAGUUAAGAAUAACGUAAUCCUUUUUCUCAGCCUCAGCGCAGGCGUGCAUCGUGCUUGACAGCAGGGAUUAGUCUUGGGCUCUUGGCUUCUGAAAACAGCUGUACAGGAGGACCCAUAAUGCAACGCGAGCUCUUUUCUCGGUGUUCUAUUCUGGUACUAGUAGUACGUCCAUAAUAUAAUGGCAGCAGGAACGGAUUCUUGGACACCCAGAUGUGCAAUUUACUGAGACGGGGAGAAAGGGAAGCUGUAGCCAAGCCUCGAAAUGACCACCGGGUUCAGCUCCAACUCCUGCCGAUUUGCAGACUACUUCGUCAUCUGCGGGCUGGAUACCGAAACCGGGCUGGAGCCGGACGAACUCUCAGCAUUAUGCGAGUUUAUACAGGCUUCUAAAUUGAGAGAUGGGGCCGGACGUUUCACUGCGAGUGGCGAUGAAGGGGAGAAUUUUGAGCAGAGCCCUUUAAGGAGAACAUUUAAAUCCAAGGUGUUGGCUCACUACCCUGAGAAUGUGGAGUGGAGUCCUUUUGACCAAGAUGCUGUGGGAAUGCUCUGCAUGCCCAAAGGCCUUUCCUUCAGGACCCAGGCUGACAACAAAGACCCUCAGUUCCAUUCCUUCAUUAUCACCCGGGAGGAUGGCUCCAGGACUUACGGAUUUGCUCUCACCUUCUACGAGGAGGUCACCAGCAAACAGAUCUGCAGUGCCAUGCAGACCCUGUACCACAUGCACAACGCGGACCAAUAUGACAUCCUCCAUACCUCACCCAGCGCCGGGAAAGACAGCGCCAGCAACGGGACGUCCAUGACGAAACUGCAGCGGUUCAACUCCUACGACAUCAGCAGAGACACGCUGUACGUCUCCAAAUGCAUCUGCUUGAUUACGCCCAUGUCCUUCAUCCAGGCUUGCAGGAAAAUACUGCAGCAACUCCACCAAGCUGUGACUUCCCCCCAGCCGCCCCCCCUGCCGCUGGAAAGCUACAUCUUCAACAUCCUCUACGAGGUUCCCCUGCCUCCCUCCGGCAGGUCUUUGAAAUUCUCAGGUGUAUACGGACCAAUUAUAUGCCAGAGGCCAAGCACCAGUGAACUGCCGCUCUUUGACUACCCUGUUAAUGAAGUGUUUGAGCUGCUGGGCGUGGAGAAUGUCAUACAGCUCUUCACCUGCGCACUGCUGGAGAUCCAGAUACUACUGUAUUCCCAGCAUUACCAGAGAUUGAUGACGGUGGCGGAGAGCAUCACAGCUUUAAUGUUUCCAUUCCAGUGGCAGCACGUCUACGUUCCCAUUCUCCCUGCCUCGCUCCUGCAUUUCCUGGACGCCCCUGUACCUUACAUGAUGGGCUUACACUCCAACGGACAUGACGACAGGUCCAAACUGGAGCUCCCCCAGGAGGCUAACCUGUGUUUUGUGGACGUCGACAACCACUUCAUUGAACUGCCUGAGGACUUGCCGCAGUUUCCCAACAAACUGGAAUUUAUUCAGGAAAUCUCCGAGGUCUUGAUGGCUUUUGGAAUACCUCCAGAAGGGAACUUGCACUGUAGUGAAAGUGCCUCCAAGCUGCAAGGUCUCCGGUCCAGAGACAUCGCUUCUGACAAGCGCAACGGGAACGUUGCAAGCUCCCCUAUGAACUCCUGUGACCUACUGAAGGAAAACAAGACCAUAGCCAGGCUGCAGGCUCUCGUCAAAAGAACUGGUGUCAGCUUGGAGAAGCUCGAGCUGAGGGAUGAGGAGGAGGCGAGCAGCAACAAGGACCUGAAAGUGCAGUGUGACGAGGAGGAGCUCCGGAUGCACCAGCUCAACAUCCAGCUGCGAGAGGUCUUUGCCAACCGAUUCACGCAGAUGUUCGCAGAUUACGAGGUGUUUGUGAUCCAGUCCAGUCAGGACAAGGAGUCCUGGUUCAGCAACAGGGAGCAGAUGCAAAACUUCGAUAAAGCCUCCUUCCUGUCUGAUCAGCCUGAGCCGUACCUGCCUUUCCUCUCCAGGUUCCUCGAGACACAGAUGUUUGCUUCCUUUGUCGACAUGAAAAUCAUGGGCCACGAUGACGAGGAUAAGGACCCCAUCAUGAGGGUCUUUGACUCGAGGGUGGAUAAGAUCCGCAUGCUGAACGUCAGGACCCCAACGCUGCGGACCUCAAUGUACCAGAAGUGCACAGCGAUAGACGAAUCCGAUGUGCUUCUUAAAAAGAGGUUUGAGAAUAUUGAUCUGAUAGCCCCCGUACCCCAUCCUAUUGGAUUGGAGAACUAUAAGGCUCACCUUAAAAAAGCCAUAGAAAUGAGGCUGGCAAAGAUUGAUCACACUGCACUGCAUCCACAUCUCCUGGACAUGAAGAUUGGGCAGGGGAGAUAUGAACAUGGAUUCUUCCCCAAACUGCAGUCCGAUGUACUGUCUGCAGGACCGACCAGCAACAAAUGGGCAAAGAGGAGCGCUCCUGCACAGUGGAGGAGGAAGGACAGACAGAAGCAGCAUGCUGAACACCUGUACCUGGACAAUGAUCAGAGAGAGAAGUACAUUCAAGAAGCAAGAAACCUGGGAACUACAAUUCGCCAGCCAAAGCUGUCCAACCUCUCCCCUUCUGUGAUUGCUCAGACCAACUGGAAGUUUGUGGAGGGGUUGCUGAAGGAAUGCAGAAACAAGACAAAGCGGAUGCUGGUUGAGAAAAUGGGUCGAGAGGCGGUGGAGCUGGGGCAUGGGGAGGUCAAUAUCACAGGGGUGGAGGAGAACACACUCAUAGCCAGCCUGUGUGAUCUGCUGGAGAGGAUAUGGAGCCAUGGGCUGCAGGUCAAACAGGGUAAAUCUGCCUUGUGGUCCCACAUGUUGCAUUAUCAAGAAAGCAAAGAGAAAAAAGAAGCCACUUCAUUGGGCUUGAGUACCUCAGGCCUCAUCCAUGACCCUGAGAGGAGGAAAUCCGACACUGGGCUUGCAAUGCCACCACUCAAGGUCUCGCUCAUAAAGGAUAUGAGGCACGUCCAGAAUAUCAGUGAGAUCAAAACUGACGUUGGCAAGGCCAGGGCCUGGGUCCGGCUCUCCAUGGAGAAGAAGCUGCUGUCCAGACACCUCAAACAGCUCCUCUCUGACCACGAGCUGACAAAGAAACUGUACAAACGCUAUGCCUUCCUGCGGUGUGAUGAUGAGAAAGAGCAAUUCCUGUACCACCUCCUCUCGUUCAACGCAGUGGACUACUUCUGUUUCACCAACGUCUUCACAACAGUCUUGAUCCCAUACCAUGUGCUAAUUAUUCCCAGCAAGAAGCUGGGAGGCUCCAUGUUUACAGCCAACCCCUGGAUCUGUAUCUCCGGAGAGCUGUCUGAGACGGGAGUCCUGCAGAUCCCCAAAAACAACCUGGAGAUGACCUUUGAGUGCCAAAACCUUGGGAAACUGACAACAAUACAGAUUGGACAUGAUAACUCAGGGAUCUAUGCUAAGUGGCUGGUAGAAUGGGUCAUGGUCAGAAAUGAAAUAACUGGACACGCAUACAAGUUUCCGUGUGGGAGGUGGCUUGGGAAGGGAGUGGAUGAUGGAAGUCUGGAGAGAAUCCUGGUGGGAGAGCUUGUAACCCCCAGCAGUGAGAAUGAUGAGCGGCUGUGCCGGACACCACCCAUGCAGCAGUCCCCCAGCAUGAUCCGGAGAUUCGUUACUAUAUCACCAAACAGCAAACCAAAGUUAAAUACAGGGCAGAUCCAGGAGUGUGUGGGUGAAGCGAUCAAUGGGAUUGUCAAGCAUUUCCAUAAACCUGAGAAAGAGAGGGGCAGCCUAACACUGCUUCUGUGUGGGGAGUGUGGUCUGGUCUCAGCCUUGGAGCAGGUGUUCCAGCAUGGGUUCAAGUCUCCACGGCUCUUCAAAAACGUCUUUAUUUGGGAUUUAUUAGAAAAAGCACAGGUAUAUUUUGAGAGUCUUGAUCAGCAGGAAAUUAACCAAGAUGAGAACUGGCAGACGAGAGCAAGAAACUUCUGUCGAUUCAUGGGUGCCAUUAACAGAACCCCAAGGAGCAUUGGGAAGGAUGGCAAGUUUCAGCUGUUGGUGUGCCUAGGAGCCAGGGAUCACCUGUUGCACCACUGGAUUGCACUUCUCACUGACUGCCCAAUCACUGCACAGAUGUAUGAGGACAUGGCUCUGAUAAAAGACCACACUCUUGUGAACUCCCUUAUCAGGGUGCUACAGACACUGCAGGAGUUUAACAUCACUUUGGAGUCUUCUCUGGUCAAAGGCAUAUGUAUCUAGGGGGGCGUGGCUACACCAGGCACCACAACCAAUGGGAACAAUGGGGAAUCCUUCAAAUAGAAUUACGUUUUUUGUCAUGCAAGAAAGACUUCAACAAAGGACUUUUUUUUUAAAGCUACGGUAUUUUUUGUCAUAUAUAAAGUGCAAUGAGCUUUUUAAAAUGUGUAAUGUUUGUCGUGAAACAUGCCAUGCUGUUAUAAGCUUUAUAUUUUAACCCCUUACGCACUCUUUUAUGUUUACCAGUAGCUUUUGUUUUUGUGAAUUGACCAUAACAGCUGUGUUAAAAUGCAAUGUUAAUAUAUUUUAAAAAAGAACAGUAUUAUUUUAAUAUGUUUGACCAGUUGCACUAAUGUUGAAACUUUACGAUCCAAGUUAACAGUCACAGUCAGAAUGGGGAGCUCUAAGCAAAUCAGUUAGAAGUAUACUUUAUAAGUACUAAUGAUGAGGGGAUAGGAUUUUUAAUUUAUACAAAUAUGAACUGAAAAAUAGUUUUAUAUACCUUCCAAUAUAAAUGCACGGAUCUAAUGAGUUUUCAAAAUAAUUUCAGUACCCGACGUAUCUUAUUAAGCUUGCAUGUUUUAUUUAAAGCGCCGCCCAGGUAGGGAGGGCUUAGGUAGGCAGGGCAAUCCACAGUUCACCGUGCACCAGCGACCCCUGUGGCUGAUAGGGCGCCUAUAGGUCUGGUGGCUUCGCUGUGGAUCCGCAGUGCGAAAAAAUGACAGACUCGCAGGAACACGUUUCGGAGGACACAUGUUUCAGGCUCCGUUUCCCGAGUCGCCAGGGGGUUGCAGCAGUGAACCGGGAUAAAAAUAAUACUUGGAUAUUCCAAAUUGGGGAGAAAAAAAACUGGUAAAAACCAUUGGCGAAGACUAAAUCAUUUUUUUUUUUUAAAAAACCUAGAUUGAAAUAAAUCCUUGUAAAAGUGUUUUCUUCACUUUUGUCACAGUUUGGCUCGUAUAAUUUAAUAAGGAAAAACAAUUUCUUUGAUUUGGGAACCCCACGGUGUAAAAGUACACUGUUAUUUUUGUAAUGUGUUUACUGUACAGAUACCUAACCCAUUCAUUUUCCUUCUGAAAUGACUGUUUUCUGAUUCAUACACAAUACACAUUCAAAAGAUUUGGUUCAGCUUCUUUAGAAUGAGUUUUUUUUGGUGAGUUUCUGUUCACUUCUAAGUUCUCAAGCUCGUCCAGUUUACUAGUUUGUAUUCCAUGUUUCUGAACUUUUGAAUUAUGACGUAUUUCACCGACUUUCCCACUAUUUUAGGUCUAGGCCUUAAAUCUGAUUGCUGCUUGUUGCCAUUUUGCAGACCACACUCAUGGAGUUACGUAAUAUAAAAUGAUGAAUAGAUGUUUGCCUUCAAAAAGUGUUUAUAUUCUUAAAAAAAUGUACUUAAAUAAUUUAUGUACUGUAAAUAUUUGAGUUAGAGCAGAAGGCAACCUCUGUGACUGUGUUUGUCAACACAUUUAUAAAGAGACCUGAGCCUUUUGCUGCCCAUGCUAGUACUUUAAAUGCUGGGAUAUGAAGCCCUGGCAAAUUAAGCUAUGUAUUCAAUAUGGGCCCUAUUCUCACUUGGUUUCUGUACUAUUUAUGCGCUGGAAGAAGGGUUUACAGGCCCAUAUAUGGUAUUGCAUUUACCAUUCAUGGGCAUGUAAACCCUUAUUCCAGCGGGUAAACCAAGUCAGAAUAGAUCCCUAUGUGAAUAUCUACAUUACAUACACUGCCCAGGUGCUGAAGGAAAACUCCAUCAAAAGAAUGCCCCCUAUAGGAUUGUCACUGUCUGUGCUAUGCAAUACAGUUUAAAGACAAACUUGUUUUUUUGUUUUUUUUUGUUAGAAAUAAAUGCUUGGAUAAUGCUGCUAUUCUGUCUGCCUUCAAAUGGCAGAUAUUGUACCAGCUUAAAUGAUAAGUCGAUUGGAGCAUUUCUUAUCGUUAUUUUUCGAUUAUUUGUUAAUGUUUCUUUCGUCUAAUGAAGCUAUGUUCUGUAGUGUAAUAUAUGAUGUGGUUUAAUGUGUACAGUGUAUAAAAUGUAAUACAAUUAAAAAAAAAAAAAAAAAAAAAACAUGUCUGUAUGUAAAACUGUAUUGUAUAUUUUUACAUGCUGAACUUGCUCCAGUAGGUGCUGUAGAUUGCAGCUCACAAUGUUACCUGGGGGGUGGUUUUAUAGAAGGAGAUAUUUUUUAUCUUUUAACUCCUGUGGGUUCUAUCAAUAUUAUUAAUGAACUGUAGCUCUGUGCUAUAGAGAUGGUCUUCAGUAGAAACACAUGUACUUUAAACUGUCUAUAAAUAAAUUGUAAACAUUU
Molecule: messenger RNA, 7383 nt
Organism: Acipenser ruthenus (sterlet)
Lineage: Eukaryota; Metazoa; Chordata; Actinopteri; Acipenseriformes; Acipenseridae
Product: DENN domain-containing protein 5A
Exons: 24
Coding region: 1139-5083 (1314 amino acids)
Molecular function (GO): guanyl-nucleotide exchange factor activity; small GTPase binding
Source: RefSeq, a predicted model, not a curated record